Molecule: messenger RNA, 1830 nt
Organism: Aspergillus fischeri NRRL 181
Lineage: Eukaryota; Fungi; Ascomycota; Eurotiomycetes; Eurotiales; Aspergillaceae
Product: peptidase S41 family protein
Exons: 5
Coding region: 1-1830 (609 amino acids)
Biological process (GO): proteolysis
Molecular function (GO): serine-type peptidase activity
Source: RefSeq, a predicted model, not a curated record
AUGCCGUUCGAUGCUGAGGAUGCCGUCAAGUUUGUCGACGAAUAUCGCAAGUAUCUACAGUUCCAGUCGACGAUCGAAAAUUUGAAGAAUCCCCCGGAGCAAUAUUUGAUGCCGUCGACGGAUUUACUGGGCGGUCUGGACAAUAUCAGACGAAAGGCUCAGAAUCACGACUACUCUAGCCAUUGGGAUUUCGAAUUAGAUCUGCGACAACUCAUCAAUUCAGCACACGACGCCCACCUGACUCUACAGCUCUGCUCUACAGUGCUCUUUCGCUUCUCAAACUCGGUUCCUCUGGUCUCGCUGUCUUUGGACGGCCUGGAGCUGCCGCAGGUAUACACACUCGAUGACGCUGAACUCUUGACCCGAGGAGUCCAGUCCGUCUCGCCGGUAGUGGCUAUAGACGGCCAGGACGCUGCACGGUAUCUUGAAUCGUUCUCCUCCGAGGCCGCUCUACAUGACCCGGACGCUCAGUAUAAUACAAAUUUCCCGUCCCUAGCCAGUCAAACCGCUCUGGGAACGCCCCGCAACAACGGUCUCUGGUCACGGAACUUGGGAGAGAAGUGGACUGGCGACCGGCUCACCCUCACUUUCGCCAACGGCUCUUCAAUUGAGAGUCACAGGACAGCUGAUCUCAUACCACUGGAAUUCCCAUACCGCAAUGGUACCGCACUCUUCAACGCCCGCUGUCGCAAAGAACCAAUUCCAACGAUGGCCAUCGCAACAUCCGACAGCGGGGGCUAUCCCAACACAACCUGGUCUAGCUACGGCGGAUUAAUAGCGGGAUAUUUCUUAGAGGAAGAGGCACUUCAGGACGUUGGCGUGCUAGCGGUCACCACCUUCUCGGUCGAUGCUGCGACCAUGCAGCAGGUCAGUGUGGAUUUUCUGCGAAACGCGACCGAAGCUGGCAAGAAGAGGAUAAUCGUGGAUCUGUCCGGCAACCCCGGGGGUAGCUUGACUGCCGGUGUGGACCUCUUUCAUAUCUUCUUUCCGGACGUGGUGCCAUAUACAGCGACUCGGCUACGGGCGCACACCGGUGCAGAAUUCUUGAGCAAAGCAUUCUCCAGACUGGCAGAAUCGCAUCAAAAGCUGCAGUUCGAGCUCUGGGAGGGGAACCCGUUUUCCUGGCAGGCCGCAGUGACGCCAAACCAGGAUGACAAUUACAAAUCGCUGGAGGCCUGGUACGGACCGUAUGAGAUUGACGGGGCGCCAUUGUCGAAUCUCCAUGCCAACUUCAACUUCACCAGCAUCUCCACGACGCAUUCUCCAAUCACCGGAUACGGGCCGAUUCCUCUAGACCCUCCGCAGAGAUUAUUUGCCCCGGAGGAUAUCGUCAUUAUCACCGAUGGCAACUGUGUCUCGACAUGUGCCUACUUUGUCGAUCGAAUGCAGCGACAAGGCGUUCGCACGGUCGCGUUCGGCGGAAGACCUCAGUAUGGACCUAUGCAGGCCAUUGGCGGCACCCGUGGCGGCCAGAACCUGGCCUACGGUGGGGUCUACUCUUAUGUUGAAACGGCGCACAGUUUGAUCCGGGAGUCUUUACGGAAUGGCUCGACACCUCUGAUGUCAAUGCAAGAAUGGGCGCAAUUCAACCGAUCGGUCCCCGUUGACCCCGACGAAUUCCCGUUCGUCUUUGGCGGAGGAGUCAACCUGCGCAACGAGUACGCGCCCGGAGACGACGAAACGCCUCAACAGAUCACCUACAAGGCGGCGGACUGUCGGCUGUUCUACACAGCAGAAAGCUGGUUCUCACAGGAAGGAGUUUGGCGAGCAGCAGCAGCGGCUUUUUCCGGAGGAAAUAGCAGCUGUGUCCGGGGAUCCAUGCCAAUUUGA